This is a messenger RNA of Xenopus tropicalis (tropical clawed frog), 1293 nucleotides long. RefSeq names its product DNA repair protein XRCC2-like (gene xrcc2). Gene Ontology annotation, cellular component: replication fork; Rad51B-Rad51C-Rad51D-XRCC2 complex. Lineage: Eukaryota; Metazoa; Chordata; Amphibia; Anura; Pipidae. Gene Ontology annotation, molecular function: ATP binding; DNA binding; ATP-dependent DNA damage sensor activity. The record is from RefSeq and is a predicted model, not a curated record. The transcript is spliced from 3 exons. Bases 167 to 1015 code for a protein of 282 amino acids. Gene Ontology annotation, biological process: double-strand break repair via homologous recombination; DNA repair.
UGUCCCCUCAGGCCCUCUCUCUCUUGACACUGACAGGCAGCCUGACGGCAGAUGGCAUUACGCCACCGCCCCUCCCCUCCCCUCGCCGUGACGUCACCGCAAAACCCGGAAGAGAGCUGUAAGCGCCGUGUGGCGGGGAUUCCUCAGUCGCGCCUGAGCGGGUCACAUGAUCAGUAUGAGCGAUGGCUCCCGUCAGGCGGAGUCUGGCACUCAGCUCCUCGCUAGACUGGAAGGCCGUGCUUCCCUGAGCAACCUUGAGCCACUCCUAUUCGCUGAUGAAGGGUGUCCAGUUCAUGGUGAAAUCACUGAAUUCUAUGGGCCUGAAGGCACGGGAAAGACGGAGAUGCUUUGCCAUCUAAUAUCACGCUGUAUUCUGCCAAAGUCAGACGGUGGUCUCCAGGUGGAAGUGAUCUAUAUAGACACAGACUAUCACUUUGAUAUGCUCCGCCUGGUCACUAUACUAGAGCACCGGCUGGCACAGAAUACUGAAGAAGCUGUAAAGCAGUGCCUUGGCAGGUUUUUCCUGCUGUACUGCAAUAGCAGUGUCCAACUGCUGCUGACGCUCUAUUCCCUUGAGAACAUGUUCUGUAGCCACCCGUCUCUUUGCCUCUUGAUCAUAGACAGUAUAUCCGCCUUUUACUGGAUAGACAGGAAUAAUGGAGGGGAGACCUUUGCGAAGCAAGAAACCAACCUUCGGAAAUGCACAGAGCUGCUCCAUAAACUGCUCAAAGAAUACCAGCUGGUUCUGUUUGCCUCGACCCAAGCCAUCAUGCAGAAGUCUCCAAACGAAGCCGGCGAAGGACCUUCGCGUUCGGGCAAGCAGAACAGCUCCAGCAUGGACUACAAACCCUACCUUUGUAAACUGUGGCAGCAGGGGGCAACCCAUAGGGUUUUGUUCUCAAAAGAGCUAAGGAACAACGAGCAGAUAUAUUCCAUCACGUCCUGCCACCUGAAAACCAGAAAUGGUGUCAAGCGUUCUUUUAGAAUAGCAGAAUCAGGGGUUCAGUUUCUCUGAUGAUUGUAUAAAGCUAAAGGAACACGUGCGUAUGAACAGGGAUGCUCUUCCUAUGGCAGAGGUUGGUUCUGUCGGGCAGAGGUUGCUCCGCUUUCCCUGAGACAACACAGCAGAUAAAUGGUCCUGUGUUCUGUUAGCCUUUUAUUCACAGUAUCUGUGAGCUUCUUUGUUACUUUUGUAGCUAAAAGUCCUUUUAUAAGUAGAAUAACUAAUAUUAAAUUAUGUAUUUCUUACCUCUCUUAGUAAAAGUCAUUAAAGCUUGCAAUUGUUUUUUAAGG